This is a messenger RNA of Trichophyton verrucosum HKI 0517, 399 nucleotides long. RefSeq lists its product as uncharacterized. The coding region runs from base 1 to 399 and encodes 132 amino acids. Lineage: Eukaryota; Fungi; Ascomycota; Eurotiomycetes; Onygenales; Arthrodermataceae. The transcript is spliced from 2 exons. The record is from RefSeq and is a predicted model, not a curated record.
AUGAAGAGACGAAGAUGCGCGAUGAUGGACGAUGAUGGAUGGAUGGGACGGAGAGAACGACAUGAGAAGGCUCGGAGAAGCCAACGGCCAACAAUCUCUCUCUCUCUCUCUCUCUCUCCGCAAUUGGACGCGUCUCGAGAGUGGCCGGGCCAUGUACUCCGAUGGCUUGCUGCUCCCUACCUGCCAGCGAUCAAGGAGGCGCUGCAUCGCCGGAACAGCCAGCAGCUUCGAGAGAAAGUCGAGCAGCGAGCAGACGGCUCUCUGGCUUUCAUCCAUCGGUGGCUGAGUACCACAGAUGACGAUGUCUCUGCUGCAUGGAAACCGGGAAAGCAGGGUCUGUCGGAAGCAUCUGCAGCAUGUCAUGAUGCAGACUCAGUGACCACAGCGGUGGAUAACUAG